This is a messenger RNA of Saxophila tyrrhenica, 477 nucleotides long. RefSeq lists its product as uncharacterized. The record is from RefSeq and is a predicted model, not a curated record. The coding region runs from base 1 to 477 and encodes 158 amino acids. The transcript is spliced from 2 exons. Lineage: Eukaryota; Fungi; Ascomycota; Dothideomycetes; Mycosphaerellales; Extremaceae.
AUGGACCCCAUCCGCACAGCAACCUUCCUCUCCUUUCCUCCCGCCCUCAUCCUAACGGGCUACACCCUCUCCUUCUCCCACAGCACAGUCCCCGCUCUCUACGACCACAAACCCCAACAAACAACCCCAAUCUUCCGUCUCCUCUCCACCCACUCCUCCGCCCUCAUCCCCACCCUCACCCUCCUCUCCACCUCCGCCUCCGCCUACCUCGCUUACGUCCUCCCCGAGCAACGCCGCGAAUGGACCACCGCAGCCGCAGCAAUGUUCCUCACGGUUCCCUGGCGAGCGCUGAUGAUGGGGAAGGGCGAGAAGAGGUUGGUGGAGAUUAGUAAGGAGGAAAGGGUGCGUGCGAAGAGCGAGAUGACGCUGGAGCAUCGGCAGUUGAUGAUUAGGUGGGUGAAGAUGAAUUGGGUUAACGUGGUGCUGGGGGCUGUGAGUGGGGUGACGGGGUUGAUGGCGGUGGUGGGGCGGAAGUGA